AUGACCGGGCCGCCGUCCUCUUCCUACCCCGGCCAGGUCCCGUCGCCAGCCGCCGUGAUUUCGCCGGAAAACGAGGAGAAAAGCUCCGGUUUUGACAGAAAAUUCGCCGGCUUCGUUCUCCGUCGUCCGGCCACCGAUUCCGGCAACGUAAGUAGCUCGAUCUACGAAUUGAAAUUCGGCCGGUUUCGGGAUCGCGAUUCCGGCUACUUCCGGGUAGGAGUCUUGAGCCGUGAUUUGUGGUUUUUCCGGCGAUGGGUUAUCGCUUUGGACACCCACGCUCUGCCGGCGCGUGGGCGGUGCGUGGGCACUGUAGCUGAGGGGGAUUUUUGUCCCAAUGGGAUCCUCAGGUUGUCAUGA
Molecule: messenger RNA, 357 nt
Organism: Prunus armeniaca (apricot)
Lineage: Eukaryota; Viridiplantae; Streptophyta; Magnoliopsida; Rosales; Rosaceae
Source: the annotation of a GenBank genome assembly